Orbicella faveolata is the source of this 1881-nucleotide messenger RNA. RefSeq lists its product as uncharacterized. Gene Ontology annotation, molecular function: hydrolase activity. Lineage: Eukaryota; Metazoa; Cnidaria; Anthozoa; Scleractinia; Merulinidae. The record is from RefSeq and is a predicted model, not a curated record.
AGGAAAUAUCGAUAUGGCGGAUCGUACACAGGACUGAUCGAACCGCAAAAAUUCCAUGGAAUGAGUGAUUUGUUUGUGCAUGUCUUUUAACACAAGUCGAUUUUUGUGCUCCUUAACAUCCAGAAUGUCACGGAUCUUUGCGAUUUCAGAUAUUCAUGUUGAUAUACCAGAAAAUCUACGUUUGGUUGAAAGUUGGUCCGCCAAUGAUUACCUGAAUGACGUGCUUAUUGUGGCUGGAGACGUCACUGAUAACUUGUCUCUACUAAAAACAGUUCUAACGACUCUCGCACAGAAGUUUCUGAAGGUCUGCUACGUACCAGGAAAUCACGAACUUUGGAUUCGUCAAGUAGAGAAUGCUUACUGCCAUGAACAUUCCAUUGCCAAAUUCCAUGCCAUAUUGGCUCUCUGUGAUUCGAUUGAUGAUGUUUAUAUAAGACCCAUAAAGGUUCAAUGCUGUGACAAUACUGCAGCCUGGGUUGUGCCAGUCUUUUCUUGGUAUGCCAAACCUGAAGACGAUCUUCAGAACUCAUUAUUCGUGGGGAGAGACUCUGAAGAUGCGGAAUUGUCCAACAAGAUAUGGAUGGAUAACCAUCUAUGUAAAUGGCCCACGCUUCAGGGAACCGUUGCGCAGUACUUUGCAAAACUGAACGAGGACAUUGUGGCUAGGGACUACGACGCACCAGUUAUAUCGUUCAGCCAUUUUCUGCCUCGUGUUGAGCUCAUUCCAGCAUCAGAUGAAGAAAUGAAACGAGUCCAAGAAGAAAGGAAAAAGUCGAGCCUUCCUUCAUUAGACAAUCCCAGAGCUCAAGGAUCGCAAGUCCAGUUCAAUUUUACUCGUUUUGCAGGCUGUAAAACCAUAGAAGAGCAAAUCAGAAAGCUAGGUUCUAAGGUACACGUUCACGGUCAUCAACACAGAAAUAGGGACCGUGUUAUUGAUGAGGUGCGCUAUGUAUCCUUUUGUCUGGGCUACCCGCGGGAAAGGUCCAUGGGCGUUAUUUGGGGCCUUUCAGGAGGCAAGGGACCACGUCAAAUAUGGCCAUUAGAGGACCAAUAAGUUUAUCUAUAGUACUCGAGAGGCAGCAGUGAUGAAGGAUUGGACGUUUUGGACUGAUCUUUUUGUAACUUUUAAUUUCCCCCCAUAAUAUAAAUGUAUUGUACAGGUGACAAGAAUAUAGAAAAUCGUCAUUUUAGAGAUAUUUUCUUGAUUUACCACCAAAUUUUAUUUUCGGAACUGACAUUCAAAGAAAUGUGUAGUAGACUGUUCUGGAGAGUUUAUAUUUUGACAUCGAUAUCGUGGGAAAAAGGUUGAAAGUAGCAACAGAUGCGUUUUCUAGGCGUAAAGCCGUAUAUAGGACAGUGCUCUGUUUUAUUAUCAAGUAUGAUAUUUGUAAAGCUUUAACUGUACAGUAAUAUUUUUGAUAAGUUACCGUUAACUUUUCAGCGUUAGGGCUAAACGUAAUACGUAAUUAAAAAACGCUUGUUCAUUGCUAGGGAGUCAGUUGACUAACACUGGCCAACACCUUGAUCAGACUUAUAAAAUAUUGAUCUACGGGAGAUAUUACAACGGUACCAUGUUCUACGCAAAAAAAAAACUAUGAUUCGAAGAAAAGUGAAAAUUUAAAAUUGCUGACUGCAAAGUGAAUCGGAACUACCGUGAUUAAAAGAAAAGUGAAAAUUAAAAUGUUUUGGUAUAAUCUAUAAAAAUAACUUAUUUUAGUAGAUAGCUUCUUUAUCAAAGUUGUACAUCUGUUACUAUUUUCUUUGUUAGAGGACUUUGUUGACAAAUAGCUGAAACAGUUUUUGUAUGGAAAAAUUAAUUUAGACCCGAGACAUUGAACCGAAUAGCUCUUAGUUUUGAAAUAAAUUGUUUGUCUUUAUACA